GCAUUAUUUGGAAAAACUUUUCGCGCGCGUGGGAACCUAAAUACGCUGCUGCGCGCGAAACAAAAACUAUGACGGAUUAUUAUUUCCCUCUUGAAUCAAAUUUCGACGGAGAAAAUGAAAGUCCUUGGGAAUCAACACUCCCAACCCCCUUCCCUUGAUUGCAAGGAAGGGGUGUAGAGUUGGAGAAAGAGGCUGGAAAAUUCACCCAAGGAGACCGAGAGAAUUGCGAACAUCUCUUCAACAAACAACAAUAGCAAAAAAAGACAGACUCGAGUCUGUCUUGUUGUGACGGGCUGGGAAGCAUGGGGUGUCGCGUCAGCAAGACGAACCCCACCGUCAUCGUAGUCCAGCCGCCCGAUGAUCCGGUCAAGAUUCGACUGCGCCUUCGCGGGGACGUGGAGCCCCAAAUCGGGGAGGUCAUCCUGGCCAAGCUGUGUGAGAUAUCGGAGCAGUUCGCCAACAGGUUUGAGGUUGCACCUACAGAAAAGGUGGACGUUUACAUGGCCAAGUUGCUGCCUAUGGAGGGCGACGAACCAGGAACGAUCAACAGACUCUGCCGUAAGCUCAUCAACCAGGCCGUGGGCAAGGGGAUUCCCCUCAAUGCGAACUGCAAGAUCAUCGGCGCAAAAGAGUACCAGGAGGCGGGCGACCUCUAGAGGACAAUUUCACGUCACUAAAAAUAGCUGAUGAUGUCAUUCAUUGGAAGCGUUCGCCUGUGAUUAAAGUUGAAUUAUUUUUUAAUUAAUAUUUUUG
Messenger RNA from Patiria miniata (bat star), 753 nucleotides. RefSeq lists its product as uncharacterized. The record is from RefSeq and is a predicted model, not a curated record. The transcript has 2 exons. NCBI's taxonomy places the organism in Eukaryota, Metazoa, Echinodermata, Asteroidea, Valvatida, Asterinidae. Bases 303 to 656 code for a protein of 117 amino acids.